Molecule: messenger RNA, 891 nt
Organism: Suillus plorans
Lineage: Eukaryota; Fungi; Basidiomycota; Agaricomycetes; Boletales; Suillaceae
Exons: 5
Coding region: 1-891 (296 amino acids)
Source: RefSeq, a predicted model, not a curated record
AUGUCCGACACAAUAUUGCAAAACUCAUUCUACUUUAGCAAUGUUUCCAACUCCAUCCUAUACGGUGUGGUCUUGAUGCUGUAUCUCAGCACCAUGCAAGCAUACCUCGAAAAACGAUUAGACCGCAGGCCCUCCGACAAGUUCUACAUGAUCUUCAGCACUAUAUUAGUCUUCCUUAUCACGAUCUUCGUGAUCACACGAUUAGUUUCGGGACAGGAGAUGUGGAUUAAUCAUCCAGGCUAUCCCGGUGGAGCGUCCGCAUACUUCAAUGCUAACAUGUCAGCGUGGUAUCUGACGAUGAGUGCGGUUGCGUCCACCAUGCUGCAGUUGAUGGCUGAUGGUCUACUCAUUCUGCGAUGUUUCACGGUCUGGCAUAGAAGUUACAGCGUGGUUUUCGUCCCCUGUUGCCUCUGGUUAUCGUCUCUCGGUUCGUUACUACUCACUAGUGCUUCCCCGAAUCACGAUUUCUAUGAGGGGCUGAAGGCACAUGUUGGAUUGGUGUAUAUCUGCUUGACCAUUGGCCUCAACGUCCUUGCUACCUGUCUCAUCUGUGGCCGCAUAAUAUUUUGUGCAAGGCGCAUGCGACAUCAUUUUGGUGGCGAAGCUUCGAGGGAUUACUUCACUGUAGUGGCCAUUGUUGUCGAGUCUGCCAUACCAUACACAUUAUUUGGGAUCGCGUUUCUUGUGUCAUUCGGCCUUGUCAGCUAUUCCUCAAUUAUCUUCCUCUCUUUGUACGGAAUGUUUACUUGUAUUUCCCCUCAAAUGCUGAUUCUUCGCGUUGUGAGGCGAAGGGCGUGGACUGCCGAGGUAGCAGAGUCAACGGCUCUGGCUUUCGCUACUCAGUCGACUACAGCCCAUUCUACCACAUCCACUAGUAGCUCAAUGGUUUAA